Messenger RNA from Sorex araneus (European shrew), 2540 nucleotides. It is a transcript of the gene TEC, whose product is annotated as tec protein tyrosine kinase. NCBI's taxonomy places the organism in Eukaryota, Metazoa, Chordata, Mammalia, Eulipotyphla, Soricidae. Gene Ontology annotation, molecular function: ATP binding; protein binding; non-membrane spanning protein tyrosine kinase activity. Gene Ontology annotation, biological process: B cell receptor signaling pathway; T cell receptor signaling pathway; regulation of platelet activation. The coding region runs from base 124 to 2025 and encodes 633 amino acids. The record is from RefSeq and is a predicted model, not a curated record. The transcript has 18 exons.
CCGAGCUCGGGCCACCGCGGCGCGGGCGGGACUUCACACUGUCCCGGGCCCGGCGCAGCUGCGCGCUCGUGCCAGAUUGCUGGGAUCUUCAAUGGCAGGAGAAGGAGUCAUCAGAAGACAGAGAUGAAUUUUAACACUAUUUUGGAAGAGAUUCUCAUUAAAAGGUCACAGCAGAAAAAAAAGACAUCGCCCUUAAACUACAAAGAGAGACUCUUUGUGCUGACAAAGUCCGUGCUAAGUUAUUAUGAGGGUCGAGCAGAGAAAAAAUAUAGAAAGGGAUUUAUUGACGUUUCAAAAAUCAAGUGUGUGGAAAUAGUGAAGAACGAUGAUGGUGUCAUUCCCUGUCAAAAUAAAUAUCCAUUUCAGGUUGUCUAUGAUGCUAACACACUUUACAUUUUUGCACCUACUGCACAAAGCAGAGACCGAUGGGUAAAGAAGUUAAAAGAAGAAAUAAAGAACAACAACAAUAUUAUGAUUAAAUAUCACCCCAAGUUCUGGGCUGAGGGAAGUUAUCAAUGUUGCAGACAAACUGAAAAGCUAGCUCCUGGAUGUGAGAAAUACAACCUUUUUGAGAGCAGUGUAAAGAAAGUACUACCUCCACCACCAGAAACAAAGAAGCGAAGGCCUCCUCCACCCAUUCCUCCUGAAGAAGAAGACAACGGUGAAGAAGUAGUUGUGGCUAUGUAUGAUUUCCAAGCAACAGAAGCACAUGAUCUCAGAUUAGAGAGAGGCCAAGAAUAUAUCAUAUUAGAGAAGAACGAUGUUCAUUGGUGGAGAGCAAGAGAUAAGUACGGGAGUGAAGGAUAUAUUCCAAGUAAUUAUGUAACAGGAAAGAAAUCAAACAAUUUAGAUCAAUAUGAAUGGUAUUGCAGGAACAUGAACAGAAGCAAAGCAGAGCAACUCCUCAGAAGCGAAGACAAAGAAGGUGGCUUUAUGGUCAGAGACUCCAGUCAACCAGGCAUGUACACCGUCUCCCUAUAUACAAAGUUUAGAGGAGAGGGCGCGUCAGGUUUUCGGCAUUAUCAUAUAAAGGAAACAACAACAUCCCCCAAGAAGUAUUACCUGGCAGAGAAGCAUGCGUUUGGCUCUAUUGCUGAGAUCAUUGAAUACCAUAAGCAUAACGCAGCCGGACUUGUAACAAGGCUGCGAUACCCAGUUAGUGCCAAAGGGAGGAAUGCACCAACCACCGCAGGAUUCAGCUACGAAAAGUGGGAGAUUAACCCUUCGGAGCUGACCUUCAUGCGGGAAUUGGGCAGCGGACUGUUUGGAGUGGUGAGACUCGGCAAAUGGCGGGCACAGUACAAAGUAGCCAUCAAGGCCAUCCGGGAAGGUGCCAUGUGCGAGGAGGACUUUAUAGAAGAAGCAAAAGUCAUGAUGAAACUGACCCACCCAAAGUUGGUGCAGCUCUAUGGGGUCUGCACCCAGCAGAAGCCCAUCUACAUCGUCACGGAGUUCAUGGAAAGGGGCUGCCUGCUGAACUUUCUCCGGCAGAGACAAGGCCAUUUCAGCAGAGACGUGCUGCUGAGCAUGUGCCAAGAUGUGUGUGAAGGGAUGGAGUACUUAGAGAGGAACAGCUUCAUCCACAGAGAUCUGGCUGCCAGAAAUUGUCUUGUUAAUGAGGCGGGAGUUGUGAAAGUGUCUGAUUUUGGAAUGGCCAGGUAUGUUCUGGAUGACCAGUACACGAGUUCUUCCGGUGCCAAGUUCCCUGUGAAGUGGUGUCCACCUGAGGUGUUUAAUUACAGUCGCUUCAGCAGCAAAUCCGAUGUCUGGUCAUUUGGUGUUUUGAUGUGGGAAGUAUUCACAGAAGGACGAAUGCCUUUUGAGAAAAACACCAACUACGAGGUGGUUACCAUGGUCACUCGUGGUCACCGACUGUACCAACCAAAGUUGGCCUCCCAAUACAUAUAUGAAGUGAUGCUGAGAUGCUGGCAGGAGAAGCCAGAGGGAAGACCUUGCUUUGAAGAUCUGCUGCGCACCAUCGAUGAGCUGGUGGAGUGUGAAGAGACUUUCGGAAGAUGCGGGUGAUCAGUGGCUCUGAGAUUCCCGGUCCGUGGAAGAAAAGGCCUCUGUGACCGACUGUUGGUCCAUUCCCCACUUGGACAUGAAGGUGGCUUUACCUUCCAGGAGGCAAACAAGCACCUCAAGCAUUUGCUUCUAGGCCAGCCUGAGCUUCGUGACACAGAGUUUUCCAGAUUUGGAAAACGCUGCCUUAGAGACGGUGAUUAAAAGCACAUCUACCCCCAAGUCACAGUCACUUGAAAAAGCACCGUCACUUGAGUGCCCACUGGUGCUAUACCCAGGUCCCAGAAUUUACCCGUUUUUAGGGUGCAGAUGGGGCCAUGUUAACAAGUACCCGUAGAAGGCCAUCAUGUCCAUGCAGAGGACGAUUGCUGGCACCAUACUCCAGCUACUUCUCGUCUCCUUUGACUUGUACAGAAAUCUGGACCUGCCGAGUUGUUGAGAACGUGGGUUCCACAUGAAUCAGGAACCUGCCUGGGAUGGAAAUCCAGCUUUUGUUUUGAAAAUAUGUGUUUUCAAGA